Molecule: messenger RNA, 1599 nt
Organism: Phaethon lepturus (White-tailed tropicbird)
Lineage: Eukaryota; Metazoa; Chordata; Aves; Phaethontiformes; Phaethontidae
Gene: UBL7
Product: ubiquitin-like 7
Exons: 10
Coding region: 7-1149 (380 amino acids)
Biological process (GO): ubiquitin-dependent protein catabolic process
Cellular component (GO): cytosol
Molecular function (GO): polyubiquitin modification-dependent protein binding
Source: RefSeq, a predicted model, not a curated record
GCUCAGAUGUCCCUGCCGGAGUGGCACAUCGCGGUGAAGCUGGCGGAUCAGCCGCUGGCUCCCAAAUCCAUCUUACGAUUGCCGGAGACAGAGCUGGGAGAAUGCCCGCUCGGUGGGUGCAGCAUCUCGUACCUCAAGCAGCUCAUCACCGGCAAACUGCAGGAGUCAGUACCAGACCCUGAGCUCAUCGAUCUCAUCUACUGUGGCCGUAAGCUGAGGGAUGACCAGACGCUUGAUUUUUAUGGCAUCCAGUCCGGCUCCACUGUUCAUGUCCUGCGCAAGUCCUGGCCUGAGCCUGAUCAGAAGCCAGAGCCUGUGGAUAAGGUGGCAGCAGUACGGGAGUUCCGAGUCCUUCACACUGCCCUGCACAGCAGUCCUGCCUACAGAGAUGCAGUCUUCAAAAUGCUGGGGAACAAGGAGUCACUGGAUCAGAUCAUUGUAGCUACUCCUGGCCUCAGCAGUGACCCUGUUGCUUUGGGAGUCCUACAGGACAAGGAUCUCUUUUCAGUGUUUGCAGACCCCAACAUGCUGGACACGCUAAUCCCAGCCCACCCCGCGCUUGUGAACGCCAUUGUCCUUGUUCUGCACUCGGUGGCUGGCAGCACCCCGCUCCCAGCCCCGGAGACAUCCUCCCGAGGCAUGUCUUCUGGCUCCUACCGGGACAUGCCAGGUGGCUUUCUAUUUGAAGGUCUCUCUGAUGAUGAAGAUGACUUCCACCAAAGCACAAGAUCUACACCAUCCAGCAGCACUUCUGGUUCUCGCCCAGCUUCCCUUGGCUACGCCGGGGCUGCUGGACCCCGGCCGAUCACGCAGAGCGAGCUGGCGACUGCCCUGGCACUGGCAAGCACCCCAGAGAGCAGCUCCCACACACCCACCCCUGGCACCCAGGGUCACUCCUCUGGGACCUCCCCGAUGUCAUCCAGUGUCCAGUCAGGAACACCCAUCACCAAUGACCUCUUCAGCCAGGCCUUACAGCAUGCCCUGCAGGCCUCAGGGCAGCCCAGCCUGCAGAGCCAGUGGCAACCACAGCUUCAGCAGCUGCGAGACAUGGGCAUACAUGAUGAUGAGCUAAGUCUCCGUGCCCUGCAGGCCACUGGAGGAGACAUUCAGGCUGCCCUGGAGCUCAUCUUUGCUGGUGGGGCUCCCUAGCUUUUUGGGCAGGAGAAGCUGGACUGGUGAGUUGCACUGAGGCAGCUGUGACAUUCGUUGGUCUGGAACUUGGCCCUGAAACCCUCCUCUGCACUGGGGUUCCUCUUUCCAGCAUGGAGCGGUUGGGGUGGCUGCUCCUUUCCUCGCAGGUGGGCAGUGUGCUCCUGUUUGAGAGCACUGCCCAUGCUGAGGGCAGCUCCUCCAGCUCCAGGUACCUCUCUCCAGCCUCCUGGCCACCAGAGAUGAGACCUCAGAACUUUGUCCUGCACGGAGAAAAAGGUGGCUCUGUGUCUUGGAAAGAUGUGGCACCUACGGUUCUGCAGUCUUAAAUCUGUCCACGCAUUCUUCUGCCUGUUGUUUCAUUCCUGCCCACUUGACAUGCCUCAGUCUAUCUUGUUUUGCUGUUGUGGUCCCUCUGUGUUUAACUGUAUUAAAUGGACUGUAUCCACU